UCAAGAUAUCUUUCUCCCAGUCAUGCGAUUGGGGGGCAUGUCACACAACAUGCCAGGCAGCACGGCAUGUCGGAAGUGCAUUUUGGCGAGCCCUGCAUCCGCCAGUCUGGCUGGCCCUUCCGCAUGAGCCUGAACGCAAUGGGCCCUGACAUUGUAGAUUUUCAUCCUCGGGCGCAAGGGCAUUUCCUCGGUCCGCCCUCUGAAAGGUUCGCAUCCGGAUUCCUGUGUUCGCUUCUCCUUGCAAAGGGCUACGAUGACGUUAGGCUGGCAAUGCCCUUCCGUGUCCCGGACUGGAUUUAAAUGAGAAGUUUUACCACGGUCUCGUUGAACUCCUUGGGCCCUUCUUGACUUGAGCAUGAUCCAGGCAUACAUCUGCAUCAUGUUCUCAAGCUUCAACAACCAGGUCAUACGCACCGCUACAAUGACGGCCCCAGGUGCGCUCCCGGGCGGGACGCACACUGACCACCGGGUCGAGCUCGAAGCGGUAUAUUGGGGCCUCUCGGGGCUCUCCACGAUAUUCAUCGCGCUGCGGGUAUGGCAUCGAGUCUCAAGGCGCAUGCUGGGGGUCGACGACUGGCUGAUGGUGGCAUGCUGGUCAAGUUUCAUAGCCAGCGGCGUCCUGCUCACAGUGAUCGCCGAGACAGGAGGGACAAGGCACAAGUCCACCCUCACAGCCCCAGAGCUACAACUCCAGGCGAAGCUCCAGACCGCCACCCUCACGGUCUGGACCACAACCGCCCUCCUCGGCAAGAUGGCCAUCGGGUUCGCCAUCCUGCGCCUGCUGAGGGGGACGACCAAGUGGCACACCUGGCCGGUGCACAUCGUGAUCUACCUGACGGUCCUCACCAGCGCCCUCGAGAUCCUCCUCACCCUCUUCCGGUGCGGGAACCCGCGGAACCUGUGGGACCUACACGACGGCGGGCAGCCGGCGCCGCAGCACGCGUGCCUGAAAGAGGGCGCGGUGUCCGGCUUCCGCCACUUCGCGGCCGCGUGGCACGUCUUCGUGUGCUUCUUCCUGGCGUGCUUCCCCAUGUGGAUCAUCUGGGCGCUCAGGAUAACGUCGCCGCGGCGCAAGCACACCAUCAUGACACUGCUCGGGCUGCCGGCCAUCACGGGCCUCGCGGCGCUGGCCAAGGUGGCCGUCGCGCGGGCGACAGGUCUCGGCCAGGGGGCUGCACCGGAGAGGGACUCGACGUGGGAUAUCUACGCCCCCGCGGCGUGCACCGCCGCCGAGGCGAUGCUGCUCAUCGUGUGCGGGUCCGUCCCCGUCAUGGUCCCCGUGUGGGACAACCUCGUCCGGUCGUGCCGGCAGGGCUACGGCUCUGCGAGCGGGAUGGGGGGCGAGCUGCCGCAGGCGAGGCAGGGCGUCGAGGACGCUGGUCGUCGUGAGGGUUCUGAUCUCGAGGAAUCACGACUGGUUGGGCGGUGCUGCGAGGGUAUUGCCGAGUUGCCGUCGGUCGUGCAUGCGCGAGAGUCCCUUAGAUGCUCGCUGGCGUCGGAACGGGGCGUGGGAGGUGGUUUGCCGACUCGGUGGUACCGCGGUGAGAAGCGUUGGGGGGGAGUGGAGGUCGAAGGGUUUUCCGAGGGUCAUUGCAGUGACGCCGAGUCUGUCGUGUUAUAUACCUAG
This is a messenger RNA of Diaporthe batatas, 1627 nucleotides long. RefSeq lists its product as uncharacterized. The coding region runs from base 356 to 1627 and encodes 423 amino acids. Lineage: Eukaryota; Fungi; Ascomycota; Sordariomycetes; Diaporthales; Diaporthaceae. The transcript is spliced from 3 exons. The record is from RefSeq and is a predicted model, not a curated record.